AAAGUCACGUAAUUAGACUCCGUGGCGUUUGAGAAUCUACGUGGCCGCAGUGGGUACUUGGUACUUCUGAUCCUGAUACACGCACUCAACCCAUCUUGACUUGUUUCUGAUAUCGCGACAUCCGUCAGUAUCAAGUAUCAUCUCCUCUGUCCAGCUGUGCUCAUCGUUUCGUUUGUGAUCAGAAUCGUCAUCGACCACUAUUCGAAGCUAGGAGCCCAAUUCAUAAUGUUAAUGUCUAUGGUGUCCCAUCUGCUUUGUGCGUGGUUCGCGUUCUUGCUGCCAAGCUAUUCUACAUACAAGGCGCUCUCCUCCCCUUUAUCCGGUGAACUCCAGAGCCUUUCAAUGUAUUGGGCUGUCGUCGGAGCUUUUAUUGCGAUCGAGUCGACCAUAGGUCCAUUCGUAUCAUGGCUGCCAUUUUACUGGGAGGCACGAACCCUCUUCUUGCUCUACCUAUCACUCCCCCAAAUUCAGGGUUCGACAUACAUCUACAAAACCUACCUUGAACCCUUCUGUUCCAAGAAUGAGGCAGAGUUGGAUUCCAGCAUUGAUUCUGCUCAGAGCAACGUCCUUGGUUUCCUUCAGUCGCGCAUUUCUAUGCUCAUUGACCUCUUGUGGACCAUUUUGAACAAAACUCCUAUCGCCGGACAACCUCAAGCUGCGGGGGAGGGCAAGCCUGGGCAACAGCCCUACUCCCUCGAAUCAGUGAAGGGGCUUUGGACUUCUUAUGGUCCUGCCAUUUUAGGAGGAUUAUCAAAGUCUGUCACAAAAUCUGGUCCCUCUGCCGAUACUGCUGUGAAGCAGGCUCCAUAUGCCAGCGGUGCCGAGGUCAAUCAAAAUGGCGGGCAGGAUCGGAAGCCUGUAGAACCAGUCCUCUAAGGCACGCUUACUUAAAGUUGAUUUUGCUAAGGUAUUUUCGGUCUUAAAUGAAACACGGAUUUUAUUUUUUAUUUUUUUGUCUUAUCAUUUUAACCAGAGAAUGGGUGUUAUGUAUAUAUAAGGUAGACGUGCGUACUAUACAAUGUGCGUCCAAUGAGAGGUUC
Suillus clintonianus is the source of this 1040-nucleotide messenger RNA. Its product is annotated as TB2/DP1, HVA22 family-domain-containing protein. The transcript has 4 exons. Lineage: Eukaryota; Fungi; Basidiomycota; Agaricomycetes; Boletales; Suillaceae. The record is from RefSeq and is a predicted model, not a curated record. The coding region runs from base 226 to 876 and encodes 216 amino acids.